Messenger RNA from Parathielavia appendiculata, 2658 nucleotides. RefSeq lists its product as uncharacterized. The transcript has 2 exons. Gene Ontology annotation, biological process: nitrate assimilation; nitric oxide biosynthetic process; sulfur compound metabolic process. Gene Ontology annotation, molecular function: nitrate reductase (NADPH) activity; sulfite oxidase activity; molybdenum ion binding. Lineage: Eukaryota; Fungi; Ascomycota; Sordariomycetes; Sordariales; Chaetomiaceae. The coding region runs from base 1 to 2658 and encodes 885 amino acids. The record is from RefSeq and is a predicted model, not a curated record.
AUGUCUUUGCCGGACCGUUCCCUCAACCUUUCCAGUGUUUCAUUCCAUCGGUUUCCCCCGACACCUCCCCUACAAGAGUUCGAUGAGUACGAUAAACAGAGGCUCGUCUUGCCGACGCAUAUCGAUGGAGCAUCUCCCAUCUACCCACUACCGCCAACACCACGGGAGAACAAGGUCCUGCCCGAGGACCUUAAGACGCCCGACAACCACGUGGAGAGGGACCCGCGACUGAUCCGGCUCACCGGCAUCCAUCCUUUCAACGUCGAGGCACCCCUGAGCGACCUCUUCGACGAAGGCUUCCUCACCACCAAGGACCUUCACUAUGUCCGGAACCACGGCGCCGUGCCCCUGGUCGACGACUCGUCCGUCCUCGACUGGGAGUUUACCAUUGAGGGCAUGGUCGCCAACCCCGUCACCCUGACCCUGCGCGAUCUCAUCCAGACCUACGACCAAUCCACGUACCCCAUCACGCUUGUCUGCGCGGGCAACCGGCGCAAGGAGCAAAACAUUGUCCGCAAGACCAAGGGCUUCUCCUGGGGUGCGGCCGGCGUGUCGACUGCGCUCUGGACGGGCGUCACCCUGCCGGAUCUCCUCUCGCGCGCGCGCCCGUUGCGCGGCGCCCGGUAUGUCUGCUUCGAGGGCGCCGACCGGCUGCCCAACGGGUACUACGGCACGUCGGUCAAGCUGGGCUGGGCGAUGGACCCGGAGCGCGGCAUGAUGGUGGCGCACAAGAUGAACGGCGAGAUGCUGCACCCGGACCACGGCAAGCCGCUGCGCGUGGUGAUUCCCGGCCAGAUUGGCGGCCGCAGCGUCAAGUGGCUGAAGCGUAUUAUUGUCACCGCCGCGCCGAGCGAUAACUGGUACCACAUCUAUGAUAACAGGGUGCUGCCGACCAUGAUCAGCCCCGAGGAAAGCGCCGACUUGCCCGAGACGUGGAAGGAUGAGCGGUAUGCCAUCUAUGACCUCAACACCAACAGCGCCAUCUGCUACCCGGCGCAUGACGAGAGGGUGGAGGUGGGUGACGGGGUGUACAAGCUGAAGGGGUAUGCUUACGCCGGAGGCGGUAAGCGGGUGACUCGGAUGGAGGUGACGCUCGACCAGGGUAGGACGUGGAUGUUGGCGUCGUUGUCGUACCCGGAAGACUUGUACCGGUUGGCGCCCGAGGGAGAGGUGCUGUAUGGCGGGCGGCUUGAUAUGGCGUGGCGUGAGAGCAGCUUCUGUUGGUGUUUCUGGGAGCUAGAUGUGCCGCUCUCCCGGCUGCAGGAGGCAGGGGACGUGAUGAUCCGGGCCAUGGACGAGGCGAUGAUGGUGCAGCCGAGGGAUAUGUACUGGAGCGUGCUGGGCAUGAUGAACAACCCGUGGUACCGGGUUGUCAUCCACAAGGAGGGCAAUACCCUGCGAUUCGAGCACCCCACACAGCCGGCACUGGUACCGGGUGGGUGGAUGGAAAGGGUCAAGAAGGAAGGGGGAAACAUUACCAACGGCUUCUGGGGCGAGAAGGUGACCGGCGAGGAUUCGGCGCCGGCUCAGGAAGCGCCAGCCAAGGAGAUCAGCAUGGUCGACGAGAAAAUCAAUCGGCAGAUCACCGCCGAGGAGCUUGUCCAGCACUCGGGCGAGGAGGAGCCAUGGUUCGUCGUCAACGGCCAAGUCUACGACGGCACCAAGUUCCUCGAAGGCCACCCGGGCGGCGCAGCCUCCAUCAUCAACGCAGCGGGACAAGACGUCAGCGAAGAGUUUCUCGCCAUACACAGCGAAAACGCCAAAGCAAUGAUGCCCACCUACCACAUCGGCACCCUCUCCACGCCCCUUUCCUCAGUCAACUCGCCAUCCUCCCCUUUCACCGAAGAAGACACCACCACCUCCAGUGUCUUCCUCAACCCCAAGAGCUGGCGCCGCGCCCUCCUGGCCUUCAAGACGCCCAUCUCCCACGACACCAAGAUCUUCCACUUCACCCUCCCCUCCCCCUCUCAAACCAUCGGCUUGCCGGUAGGCCAGCACCUGAUGAUCCGCCUGCGCGACCCAGCAACCCGUGAAGCCAUCAUCCGCGCCUACACGCCGUUAUCCGAAGGCUCCGAAACGGGCAUUCUGCGCGUUCUCGUCAAAAUCUACCGCGACACGCCCGCCCAGAAGGGAGGCAAGAUGACGCAGGCGCUGGACGCGCUCCCCGCGGGUCACGCGGUCGAGUUCAAGGGCCCCGUGGGCAAGUUCGAAUACAAGGGCGCGGGACAGUGCGUGGUGAACGGCAAAAGGAGGAAGGUGAGGAGGCUCGUGAUGGUGUGUGGCGGGAGCGGGAUCACGCCCAUCUUUGCUGUGUUGCGGGCGGCGGUGAGGGAGAAGAGUGCGGAGGAUGCGCCGGAAUGCGUGGUGCUGGAUGGGAAUCGGGUUGAGGAGGAUAUUUUGUUGAGGGGAGAGUUGGAGGAGAUGGAGAGGGAGGCUGGGGGAAGGUGUAGGGUUGUGCACACGCUCAGUAGGCCUUCGGACGGGUGGACUGGACUGAAGGGGAGGAUGCAUAGGGAGUUGUUUGAGCGCGAGGUUGGAAAUCCGCCUGCGGAGAGGGAUGCCAUGGUGCUGAUUUGCGGGCCGGAGGGGAUGGAAGAGGCGGCAAGAGAGGCGUUUUUGGGCAUGGGCUGGGCCGAGGACGAUUUGCUUUUCUUUUAA